AUGAAGUCUCCAAUAGCAAGGGCUACCGCCAGUGAUGAGAUAGCCACCGAAUCUAUCAGAGAAACCAACAACGAAGAGGAAAGCUUUGAUGUUUUGGACAUUGUCAAUGCCAGGAUCCGUGGAUUCACAGAGGAGGAGCUCCAGAAAAUGGAAUCAUUUUCAGAACGAGGGGGAGAAGAAACGCUAGCACAAGGAGGUCCUCCUGUGGCUAGCACCACAUUGAAAGAAGAAGCCAAAAAACGGGAAAACAAGAAGGACAAGGUCCAAGUUCCCGGCACUCCAGAAGACAAUGUAUUCCUCUUGAAGGUUUUAACAGAACGACAGGAAGCAGAAUCACCGUUAAGGCAGAGUAUGAACGCGGCAGCAUCCAGAGAAGAUUUCGAUUUAGAGGAUCUCCAUGAUCUGCCUCGGACAAGCCUAACUCGUGACGAAGAAGUGGCAAGAAGAACCUCUAAUAUACCUGGUGCCUAUUCUGUGGCACGUGGCUUUGAACUGCCAACAACUGCUGCCAUGUAUGGCACACUUGCAGGACAUCCAGUAGCUGAGAAUGAGACCCACUCCAACUUUAUGUCCGAAGUAGUAGCGCAAGAACACUCCCUUGGUAAUAAUAGUGGCUUGGCUGUGGCAAACCCGGUGGAUGAAACAUUUCCUCAAGAUCUUCCCCAAGCUCAAGAGUUUGAGAGCCAAGAAUCAACAAGAGACCCAAAUGACAAGAUAUACAAGACCCCCUUUCCAUUGGGAGUCAUUGCAUUGGUGGCAGUCAUGAUCGUAAUUGUGGUCGUCAUGGUUCCUAGAUGGAAGGAUGACCAGGUGGCUCCAAUGACUGCAGUUCCCACCAGUACUCCAUCGGCAGCUCCAACCAUGUCUCUGGAGGGAACCAUCAAGGUGUUGCUAGAAGAGGAGACCCUGUCGGCUUUGGCAGAUCCAGAGUCACCUCAGUUCAGGGCAUUUGAAUGGUUGUUCGAAGAUCCCAAUCUUCCUUCUUACUCGGAUGCUCGCUUAAGGCAAAAGUUUGCAUUGGCGUCACUUUACUAUGCCACCAGUGGAGAAACUUGGUUGGAUAAUACCAACUGGCUUGACCAUAGCAUACAUGAUUGUGAGUGGUACAAUGCACCUGACUUUGCUCAGAAGGCAAUGAUGGAUUCUAUAUAUCAAGGGUACAUGUCUGAGUUUUCCCCAUCCACAGAGCCACCACCACCACGCUGCAAUGAAGAUGGGAUGUAUCAGCAUCUUUGGUUGGAUAAAAACGACCUUGUUGGGAUCCUUCCGGAAGAGCUCUACAUGCUGACAAGCCUACAAACACUGUCUCUUGGGUAUAACCAGCUUGAAGGCAGUCUUGGCAGCCAUAUUGGACAGCUUGCUGAUUUGGAGGGGAUGGCCAUUUUUGAUCAGCCACCAGGUGGCAUUCCCUCGGAGAUUGGUCUCUUAACCAAGCUGAGAGGUCUGCUGCUUACCAACAGCAACCACCAAGGCCCUCUUCCUGCAGAGUUGUGGCAGCUGAGGAAUUUGGAGCAAUUGGUUCUAACGGACCAUGCGCAAAUGAGGGGAACCAUUUCAACAGAGGUGGGAAUGCUCUCAAAACUGAAUUGGUUUGUUAUCGACAACAGUGACAUCUCUGGCACUCUUCCCACAGAGCUUGGGCAAAUAGAGCCAUUGGAGUGGAUUGUUUUGGGUCGGGCCAGGCUAUCUGGAUACAUCCCAAGUGAACUGGGAAGUCAUCCCAACAAGCAGCAUUUACAUUUAGAUCGCAAUGACUUGGUGGGGACAAUGCCUAGUGAGUUGGGUUUGCUCAGUUCUCUUUUUCGUCUUUCAUUUUGGGACAACCACAUCACGGGCACUGUCCCAAGUGAACUUGGUCUCCUCAAGAAUCUGGAACAUGCUUUAGACCUUGGGAGAAACCUGCUAACAGGAGUCAUCCCAACAGAGCUUGGGAUGUUGGCAGACCUACACGAUCUUUUGCUGGACCACAAUCAUCUCUCCGGGCAGAUCCCCAGUGAAUUUGGUGAACUCGCAAGUCUGCGUAUCACAAAAUUGGCAAACAAUAGCUUGUCAGGCUCAGUCCCAGUGGAAUUAUCAUCUCUACAGCAGACACUGCACUCGUUGUUGUUGGAUGGGAAUCCAAUGUUGACUGGAAGUUUCCCAGAGUCCCUUUGCCACGUAAAUGGAACCUGUGUUGUACCAGUUGGUUAUGCGCAUUCAUGUGACGGACCAAUGGGGGUGUUCUUUGGGUGUACUGAUCUCCUGUGUGGCUGUGAUUGCUCCUGUGGGGCCUGA
Seminavis robusta is the source of this 2274-nucleotide messenger RNA. NCBI's taxonomy places the organism in Eukaryota, Bacillariophyta, Bacillariophyceae, Naviculales, Naviculaceae. The record is from the annotation of a GenBank genome assembly.